UCUUCAAAUACCCCCUGGGCCCUGGCGGCUAGUAUUUUAUUCUCUCUUAUUUGACCAAAAACAAAAAUACCAAUCCCCAAUUGAACCCAGGAUCCGUUUUAUCUCUUCUUAGGGUUUCAAUUUUGAUCAAUUCUUGAGGUAUACAUAUUCAAUCUCAGAUUCAUAAUUUUAGAAUACCCAUUUGGUUAUUCAAUUGAGUGUAUCAUUGUUGCGGUUGUAAUAUUUUUUGGACUGUUGAAGAGAUGAAGAUGUUGGAGUUAACUGAUUCGGACUCGUUUGCAUGUUUUGGGUCGGCAAAGAAUGUGUUUCCGCCGGGAUUUAGGUUUCAUCCGACAGACGAGGAACUUGUACUGUAUUACUUGAAGAAGAAGAUAUGUCGGAAGAGGAUUCUGCUGGAUGCCAUCGCUGAGACUGACGUGUACAAAUGGGAUCCUGAGGACUUGCCUGAUCUGUCUAAAUUAAAAACUGGGGACCGGCAGUGGUUCUUCUUUAGCCCCAGAGAUCGAAAGUAUCCUAAUGGAGCACGGUCAAACAGGGCAACAAAGCACGGGUAUUGGAAAGCUACGGGAAAGGAUCGAAUUAUUACGUGCAACUCACGUGCUGUUGGAGUUAAGAAGACCUUAGUCUUUUAUAAAGGCCGAGCACCAGUGGGCGAGCGGACAGACUGGGUGAUGCAUGAGUAUACUAUGGAUGAAGAAGAGCUGAAAAGGUGUCAGAAUGUCCAUGACUACUAUGCGCUUUACAAGGUCUUUAAGAAAAGUGGGCCUGGUCCUAAGAAUAAUGAGCAGUAUGGUGCACCUUUUAGAGAAGAGGACUGGGUCGAUGAUGAAUGUCCAAGUACCAAAGCCUCUGUCCGCCUGGUUGAUGAUGAACGCCCAAGUGCCAAAGCCUCUGUCCGCCUGGUUGAUGAUGAACGCCCAAGUGCCAAAGCCUCUGUCCGCCAAGACACUUCGGCAAAGCAUGUUAAUGAAGCUCCUUCUGUAGAUGGUGGACUUGAGGAGUUUUUGAAUAAUAUUGCAGCUGACGCUGUGUUCGUUGAGCCACUUUGUGUAGACUAUGAUUAUGCCCUAGAGCAGCUUGUACUUGAGGAAGAUACUGAAAGUACCUUGCUAGAUCAUUCGUCAGGGGAAAUUAAUUUUCCCAAUCAUAGUGCUGUGAUUUCCCCAAGCUGCCAGCAGUACCAUGCGAAGGAAAGCUUUGACCUGACACAGUCUGGCACAUCACAGCUACAGUUGCAUGAGGCACCAGAGGUCACAUCUGCUCCUGUUAGUCGUGAACAACAGUGCCAUGUGGUGGAAGAGGAUUUCCUUGAAGAUUAUCUGGAGAUGAAUGACCUUCUUGGUCCAGAGCCAAGCAUUCAGAACUUUGAUAACCCAGAGCUGGGUGUUAAAAACUUUGAUGAGGCCGGACCAAGUGGUCAAAACUUUGAUAAGCCUGCUGGAAACUUCGAGGAUUUGCAAUUCGAUUACUUGGAUGGGUUGACAGAAUUUGACUUGUAUCAUGACGCGCCCUUACUUCUUGAUGAUAUUAGAACAACUGAUGUGGGGCAAAUUACUGAACCAUACAUGAACAACUUUGUGAAUGGUGCCGUAAAUCCUGUUUCAACAACGUAUUUAAGCACUUUUCAGAAUGAAAUGGUGAAUCACCAGCCAAUGUACUUGAAUAAUGGAGAGCAGAUUAGCAAUCAACUGUGGACACAUGAUCAAAGGUUUAACAUCUAUAACCCCAUUGAGGCAAAUCAGUUGGUUGUUCCUCCAGCUACAUCAGGUGUUGUGUAUGAUAGUAAUUUGGCAAAUCAUCAUAUGGGCGCAAAUCAGAAUCAAAUAGUCAGACAGGAUAAUGGUACACCGUCAUGGUUCUCCUCUCAGUUGUGGGCCUUUGUGGAUUCUAUACCUACCACUCCUGCUGCAGCUGCUGAAAGUCCUCUUGUUAAUGGGGCCUUUAAGCGCAUGUCUAGCUUUAGUAAGUUGAGAAUAAAUGCCAGGAACAUGAAUGUUGUGGCAGGUAAUACUGUAACUUCAAGCAGUUUGGGCAACUCUAAGAAUGGGGUUUUUUAUUUUUCUUUUCUUGGAAUACUUUGUGCAAUCUUAUGUGUGUUAGUAGGAACAUAUGUUAAAGUCUUGGGGAGAUACAUAUCCUCUUAAAUAUGCAAAGAAUUUUGGUGUUCUUUCAUUUGCUA
Messenger RNA from Nicotiana tabacum (common tobacco), 2179 nucleotides. RefSeq names its product NAC domain-containing protein 17-like. NCBI's taxonomy places the organism in Eukaryota, Viridiplantae, Streptophyta, Magnoliopsida, Solanales, Solanaceae. Gene Ontology annotation, molecular function: DNA binding. Gene Ontology annotation, biological process: regulation of DNA-templated transcription. The record is from RefSeq and is a predicted model, not a curated record.